Daucus carota subsp. sativus is the source of this 1996-nucleotide messenger RNA. RefSeq names its product protein TPX2. The coding region runs from base 107 to 1660 and encodes 517 amino acids. Lineage: Eukaryota; Viridiplantae; Streptophyta; Magnoliopsida; Apiales; Apiaceae. The transcript is spliced from 18 exons. Gene Ontology annotation, biological process: regulation of mitotic spindle organization; mitotic spindle assembly; activation of protein kinase activity. Gene Ontology annotation, molecular function: protein kinase activator activity; microtubule binding. The record is from RefSeq and is a predicted model, not a curated record. Gene Ontology annotation, cellular component: nuclear microtubule; spindle.
CGGAUCCUUAUUAAAAACCGAUCUUCAUUCCCCGUUAUACCCUUCUUCCUCUACCUAUACAUACAACUCAUCUGUACGUAUAGGUUUCCGUUUAGUUCUUGAAAAAAUGGAGACAGAGAUGGAAGAUGCGGAGAUAUAUACAUUCACCGGCGACGAAAUCGAUCCUGAUUACGAGUUCGACGCGGCGAGAUACUUCGAUUUCUGUACGGGCGAGUCGUUCACUGAGUCGACUCGGGCUGAGAUUUGGUUCGAAUCGCUCCGAGGCUAUCCGCCAUCUCCCUUCGCCAUAAGGUUACAAUUAGGAGAGGAUUAUCUACUGCAAAAUGUCACUACGUCUCCAAAAACUAAAAUGUCAGAAACCAAUGUGGCACCUGAAAUUGACUCUGGUAAUGCUGAAGAGCGACGAAAUUCUGCCAUGGAUACGAGCAACAGCGACCAGGAGUUCAUAAACAUAACACAUUCUACUAGCUUACAGAGUUCCGCACAACCAAACUUGUAUAGAACUGGUGCGAUUCAGAAUUGCGCACACUUGUAUAAAGCUGGUGCAAUACCUGCAGGCUUGACAUUUUAUAAUCAUAUGAAUGAGUCAAAAACCAGAAGGAAUGCCAAUGCAAGACCAUUUGUCUCGAGGGUCUCAACUCUUAUGAAGCCAACAGCCAGCCAACUGGCCAAACAAAGUCGUUCUGGUCACACGGAUAACUUCAGGUCUAUGAGAUCUGAGGACAAGAACAAAAGCUUAAACAAUACUCCUGCACUAGAGAAUCAAGCUGCCAAGAGACAAAAACUUGAGGGAGGUCAUUUGCGGAAGGUUGCUGAUACAUAUCAACAGACUUAUUUAGUUCACAAGGAGCGGAAAAGGGAUGCUAACAUAGAAGCAAAGUCAACACAGGCUAAGCUACAUAUUACUAUUCCCAGAGAGCCUGACCUUAAAACAGCUCAUAGGGCACGAAGGAUGAGGACAAAAGUUGGUGAAGAACGUGAACAGGCCACAUCUACUACUCAUACAUUUAGAGCUCUUCCGUUGAACAGAAAGAUUCUCGAGGCUCCUUCAUUACUACUAGCCAAAAGAAGCACUCCACAAUUACCAGAAUUCCAGGAGUUUCACCUAAAAACAUCGGAAAGGGCAAUGCAACAAGCAGUUCCGUCAUAUUCAGUUCAUUGCAAUAAUUCCAAGGUGUCACACGAACCUGAUUCUGGAUCAUAUUUAGAAUGUAGCACCAAAGAUCCUAGAAGGCAAGUGGAGGGGUGCGCAGUAGUUAACCAAUUCAAAGCUACACCUUUUAACAAGAAGGUCUUUUCAUCUAAAGGAGAUAUUGGAGUUUUCCGGAGUAAGAAAAGGGAAACUACAGUACCAAAGGAAUUUAAUUUCCAUACAGAACGAAGACAGCAACAUGAUCCACCAGUAGACCUUUUUAACAGGCUAACUUUGGAAUCUGAUCUUCGAUCAAAUGUUGAAUCCCAUGUAAAAGUACCUCAGUCUACUUUAACAUUUACAAAGGGAUCAAAAGAGAAUAAAUUUGGAUCUGUACAGCAAGAAAGCAAGGUAACAAAUAUGUUACAAGGGGAAUCACAAGGGAUUAAGACUAGGCAGAUUCCGUUUGAAGGUGCUACUAGAACUGGUAACAUGCGUAGCGUUAGCAGGAUAUCUGGCAUCCGGUAACGAUGAAGAUGAAAGGAAUCUAGAAUGACUGUACACUUGUUUACACCAGUUUUCCGGAAUACCUUUAAGCCGGAGUACUAACUGAAGAUUACAGAAAAUCAACGAGUAGAUAUAUGAUAACUUGUAAGCUGUUCUAUUAUGCAACUGUGAACGAUAUACAGAUAGAAGUGGGCGUCGAUCAAGCCGAUCAAGCCCAGUGUACAUUUCAGAAACAGUGUGAUCCCAUCUUAGAAUUGAUUGACAAGUAGGGAUACAUUUCUGUCCUACACUUCACUCUUCAAUAAAAGUCUGAGGCAAGAGUUGUAAAUUUUUUAGACCCAAGGGUUGCAUCAUAUA